AUGUAUACACCACCGCAAACAUUCACCCCCUAUGAACUGUCCAACCUACCCGACAAGAAGAAACUCGUCGAUCAAUUUGUCGGCAGGAAUCUGAACGAACUCAGAACCCCUGCGAUGAUCAUAGAUCGAGGCGUAUUUGCAUCAAAUUGCGAAAAGAUGCACGAGAAGGCUCUGAGCUGGGGUACGGGUUUCAGAGCACAUUUGAAAACUCACAAGACAACCGAAGGAACACGCUUGCAGCUUAGUUCCAAAACUGCAACGACAAACGCAGUUGUCGUGUCUACUCUGAUGGAAGCUUGGAAUGUUGUCAAGUCGGGUUUAUUCAACGAUGGAACUGUCAAUGAUCUUCUAUAUGGUUUGCCCGUGACUCAGAACAAGAUUGAGGACCUUUCAAACCUAUGGGAUGAAGUUGCAACAAGCGGCGGUGUUGUUCGCUGCCUCAUCGACCAUCCCUACCAGGCACAUUGUCUGGAGCACUUCGAAAAGAGCAGGUCAACAUCAAGAAAGUGGUCUGUAUUUGUAAAGGUGGAUGGCGGUCAAAAGCGUGCCGGAAUAUCCAUUGAUUCACCUGAAUUCGAAUCGCUUAUAAAAACACUCUUCUCGUCUACAAUUAUAUCUGUUUAUGGCUUUUACUGUCAUGCCGGAAAUGCAUACGCGUCGACAUCUUUCCCUGAGGCUUCAUCCUUCUUGUCGUCGGAGGUGGAUACAGUGAAUAAUGCCGCUGGGUUGGCACUGGAAAUAGUAUCAAAAGCAGGAAUGAAUCCGCCCGAUGAACCACUUGUUUUGUCUGUAGGAUCAACACCAACUGCCCAUGCCGCUUCCAAGGAGAGUCGAGAAAAGUUGUCGUCCUUGCUUCAUGGGACACUGGAACUCCAUGCCGGAAAUUAUCCUAUGCUCGAUCUUCAACAGGAACAUACAAGUCUGAUUGAUUCAACCAGAAUCGCGCAGCGGGUGCGAGUUACGGUUGUCUCAUACUAUCCCGGACGAGGAAAGGAAGGUACGGAUGAGGCGCUGGUAGAUGGAGGCGCCAUCGCCUUCAGCAAGGAUACAGGGCCGUCAGGAGGGUUUGGAAGGGUGAUCGGGACAGAUUGGCAGCUAGGGAGGAUCUCGCAGGAACAUGGACUUUUAACGAGAACAAAACCGGUUGGGCCAGAGGACCAACUUGACUUGGGACAGCCGGUGGACAUUGUUGGCCAGCAUGCAUGCUUGAUUGCUGCAGCUUAUCCGUGGUAUUAUAUCGUAGACUCUACAGUUGCAGAAGGAAAAGAGGUUGUCGACGUUUGGGUUCCUUGGAAAGGAUGGUAA
Messenger RNA from Marasmius oreades (fairy-ring Marasmius), 1305 nucleotides. RefSeq lists its product as uncharacterized. Bases 1 to 1305 code for a protein of 434 amino acids. The transcript is spliced from 4 exons. Lineage: Eukaryota; Fungi; Basidiomycota; Agaricomycetes; Agaricales; Marasmiaceae. The record is from RefSeq and is a predicted model, not a curated record. Gene Ontology annotation, molecular function: D-serine ammonia-lyase activity. Gene Ontology annotation, biological process: D-serine catabolic process.